Giardia duodenalis is the source of this 3189-nucleotide messenger RNA. RefSeq names its product Ankyrin repeat protein 1. Gene Ontology annotation, molecular function: protein binding. The coding region runs from base 1 to 3189 and encodes 1062 amino acids. The transcript has a single exon. Lineage: Eukaryota; Fornicata; Diplomonadida; Hexamitidae. The record is from RefSeq and is a predicted model, not a curated record.
AUGAGCGUUAAUUCGGAACCGACCCGAAAGCGCCUGGCUACGACACUCCCACUUAUCUUCCGACAGACAUCCUUAGCAAAUUUAUUGAUUGAAGCAUACGAUGUAACACCUAUACCAUGUCACUUCUAUACCCCAAUCUUGCGUGAAAAUGAUGACACUGUCCUCAGAGAAGCAGCGCGGGUUGGAGACAUGGAUACCGUGGUUAAGAAAUUGGGUUAUCUUGGCUUGUGUUCAACCGAUGGUCGCACCGCACUUAUGGAGGCAGCCAUGCGUGGCCAUCUCGAAAUAGCGCAGCUCUGCAUGCUUGAAGCCGGUUCUACCACCAUUCCCACCAGCAAAUAUAAUCUGCCAAUAAUUUAUCGUGACGACACCAACUUUUCUUGGAGCUCCGAAUCAGGAGAGACCACAGAUUAUUUGCACCCCAACGCGUCAAGUUUCGACAACUUUUCCUUCUAUGACUCUCGCGGGGAAUUUACUGAUAAUAUAAAUGAUUUUAUGAACCGAUUGAACCCUGCUAAUUCUCGACCCAAUAUCAUUGCAAGUAAUACUGAACUGAGUGAGUCCACUGACGACAUCGGCACCGGUGACUCUGCUCUUUAUCAUGUUACUGAGUCGAUGGACACGCCCUCACGAGCGCUAUCAGCAUCAUUUGACAUCUAUGAGGCAAGACCAACACACAACACUAGCACAACCCACACAGAUCCUGCUUCACCACGGAGUAGCAUGGAGUAUUCCGCAUCAUCAAACAGUAUUGUAUCUUCAUACUCCUCUGCGCCAAGCUCCUCCUCAAGUACAUCCGUUAGUUCUCGUACAAUAUCAUCUAUGAACUCAACCAUAGUCCUGAAGAAGGACGCUACCAAGAUUGACACUACAUUUUAUAUCUCAUCUAACGAGGACCGGUCCCUUUUGCUCUCUCCUUGGUCCUCCGCAUACAGUCAUUGUUUGCGGCGAUUACUGACGGAUGAUGAGAUGCUGACGACGCCAAAGUCUUAUCGACAAGCUUGCGAGUAUUCGUACUUCAAGGUCGCUGCCAACACCGCUCUGACCCUAGCAAUUAGCAAUCAUCAGCGGAGCACUAUCCUCCUACUCAUCGACAAGGAGAUAGGAAUGGCUGGUGUGACUCACUUAAUGGCCUCUGCCAUUAAGGAUGAUAUUCCAGGAAUGCUGCGUUCUAUGGACUACAUCAAUGCCCGCGACGCAAAUAGGUUCACUGCACUGUCGCUGGCUACCAUGUUCGGGCAUCUCAAGGCAGCAGAGCUCAUAGCCAAUGAAUUUAUAGAUAUGCCCGAUUACCCUACGUGGGCAGAUCCUCUUGUGAUAGCAGCUAGGUACAAUUUUCUGCAGCAUCUGAACCUCUUUCUCGAGAUAGUUCCUAAGCCGAUCACUUCUGUUAUCUCUAUGGACAGGAUCAGAAUGGCUCUGAUCGAGGCAGCGAAGGCAGGGCACCUGGAUUUUUUGAGGAUACUCUUGUCCAUCUGUGGGCGUACUAAAAACAUUUCAGCAAACAUCAUCAUUGCAGCGGCAGAGCACGGCCAUCUUGAGUGUGUAAAAUACUUCGCAACAGCUUACCCGAAAAGAUUCACUGCAUAUGCUGACCUUAUCCUCAUAUCAGCUAUCAAAGCGUAUAAGCAAGAAGUUGUCGAGUUUAUUUGCAAGAGAUUUGUUAUAGGGUCAUGGCCCAGGCCGUCUCCCCUAUUCUUUGCAGCAAUAUCUGGUAACACGUACAUAUUAGAUGUAGUGCGUAGAUCUAAUAGGAUACGUGAUGGUAUCACUCCGCUCAUGAUUGCGGCUGCUACGGGGGACGCACCAGGAUUGGUGCAGCACAUAGGAGAUGCUCGGAAAAGGGAUAUCCACGGACUAACUGCACUGAUGUAUGCCGCUAUAGCAGGCCAUGCAGACGAUCCUCUAAUUUAUAAGGACCUAAUCAGGCUGGAGGCAGGACUAAAUUGUGUCGGGGGCCUCUUUGCAAUAGCACAUGCCAUCAAGACCAACAACCUAGGGUUAAUGGAGCAGCUCUUGGACUAUGAGGCUAUCAUGACCUUUUCUAAUGACCUAAGCAUUCUCGACGUCGCCAUAGAGCAUGGAAGCUCCGAGGCGAUUCUUCGAAUUGUGGAGUAUUUGUCUCUUAAGAAACUGCCUAUCUUUGUGAAGCGACGACAAAUAUCUAAUUACUCGCAGUGCUCCAGUCCCUUAUUGGAAGCUGUUGAGGAUUUUGAUAACGACGGUGUAAGAAAAUACCUCUAUCAAGCCAAUCACUGCACAGACCUCUGGAGCCCCCUUCAAAAAGCUGUCUACGUGCGCAACCAAGAAGCUGUAAAGCUGCUGUUGUGCGAGCUCGGAUACGUUAAUACAAUGGGGUACACUGCUCUUUUGUAUGCAAUAACUGAAAACAACAUCGAGGCUGCGCAGUUACUGCUUCCAGAAAUAAACUGUGUGAGGUAUAACGAAAGGACGUGCCUGAUGGUUGCUGCCUCACUGGGCUUUGUAGAACUAGUGAAGCUUCUGAUCCCCUAUGAGGCAGGAAAAGUGGCCAGCAACGGAGACACAGCGCUCAUGUAUGCAGCCAUUGAGGGCCAUCAGGACUGCGUUAAGCUUCUCCUGCCCUACGAAUCUGGCCUCGUCUCUAAUGACGGUAGCAGCGCACUUAUGUGUGCGGCUGGCAACAAGAGUAUCGACUGUGUCAGACUUCUGCUAGAGGAGGAGAAGAUGAUGAUCUCGCAUAAAGGGUAUAGUGCUCUCGCACUAAGUAUGCAAGAGAACUGUCUUGAGGCUGCAACUAUGCUAUAUAAAUACGAAAAGGAUAUAUCUCAGAUAACAGAUCUCAUGUGGGGAGCAUUUAUCAAUGAUGUAGAUGCCGUACAUAAGUACAUCAAUCAAGCAGGGACUCGGUCAGCGACGCAGGCCACAGCGCUAAUGUAUGCUGCCACAGCCAACAAUGUCAGAAUAGUAGAGAUCCUAUUACCGUACGAGAAGCAGUUGGUGGAUGAUACCGGACACAGUGCUCUUAUGUAUGCCAUAGAGGCCAAGGCAAUUGACUGUGUGAAGGUACUGCUUCCGUACGAAAGUAACAUUAAAACAUUUAAAGAAAAGGAUGUUAUAGACAUAGCUAAAAGCACCAAGUCGCAGGAAAUAAUAAAUGUUGUCAAGGCACAUAUGGAUAAUAUUGAACAUGUCACCAGCCGGAAAUAG